CAAACGGGUCAUGUACCAUUGCUCCUUAACCUUAAGACUUCGAGGGGAAGAAAAUAUCCCAAAUUGUCAAAACCCUAAUUAUCAUCACCGCAGGGGAGCCAUUCAAUUUACUGGGUUGCCAAAAUAAUUCCAAAUCCAAAAUCCGGGAAUUUCUUUAGAGAGUUCGAAAGAUUCAAGAUUCGUUGGAAUCUUACUGUUGUUCUGGGGAUGAAUUCUGGUUGUGGGAUUGAUUUUUUAAAUGGGGAUUGACGGUUUCUUGAUGAUCAAACUAGUUUAGCAUUCUUUUCCCCAUUUGGAGAUAUUUCUCCAAUUUUAUUGCUUGUAGAUCUCUUUCACAUCCCUUUGUUGAUUUCUCUUUUUCCUUUCUAAUCUUUUGUGAAUUACAUUGGUCCUAUUGAUGGUUUUGAUUAAAAUCUGGACAUGACUAUUCGGGGAUCGAACGACUUCAUUCAUUCAUGUAUUCAUUUUUCUCUACCUGUUGAGUAUCAUCUUCCUGUCGAUCAUCUCUGGAACUCUCCUUUACCUGCCUUUUUUUGUAUUACUGUAUUCUAUCAGCCCUUAAUUGAAAAUUGUUCGAAUUGAAACUCCUUGUAGCCACACCCCUAAUGGCAGAAAUUCAAUUAACAAUCUUACUCAGAGGCUUCUUUUGGCCUCUCAUUUUGUUUCCAUCUAUCCGUGCUUGUCUUCUUUCUUUUCCAAAUGUUUCUGGCUUCUUUGCUCCCAUCAGAGUUCCAGCACAAGCUUAUCUUUUAAGAUCUAUAAGAUGCCAAGGACGAGGUCAAGUGCUGCAGCUACUAAACCAGGCGAAACUAACAAGCUUGUUGAGUUCGAAGAUCAUGUGAACACGGAUGGAGAAAAUGAUAAUGACGAGGCAGUGGAGGAGGAAGUUGAGUAUGAAGAAGUAGAAGAAGAAGUAGAAGUGGAAGAAGAUGAAGAGGUAGAAGUAGAAGAGGAAGAGGUGGAAGAGGUAGAUGAGGAUGAGGAAGAGGAGGAAGUAGAAGAAGAGGAAGAAGAAACAGAGGAACAUGAUGUCAGUGGUGGUGGUGAGCAGAAUGUCAUAAAUGAUGAGAACAUGAAAGAUGCUGAGAUAGAAGAGGAGGUGAAAAAAAAACACAAUCAACUUCUUGCACUUCCUCCUCAUGGUUCAGAGGUUUACCUCGGUGGCUUUACUCAAGAUGUUUCUGAAGAUGACCUUAGGAGUUUUUGCGGAUCCAUAGGGGAAGUUACAGAGGUAAAUCAUUUCCGUCCUUCUUGUGUGCAAUGUCUAUUUGACUUCUUAUCCUGCAGAGGUUUUGCAUGCCAAUUGCAGAUCAGGAUAAUGAAAGGAAAGGGCUCAAAUGAGAACAAAGGAUAUGCAUUUGUCACUUUCAGGACGAAGGAAAUGGCAUCUGAGGCCAUCAAGUCUCUUAAUAAUACUGAACUUAAGGGAAGAAGGUUGAAGUGUUCUACAUCUCAGGAAAAGCACCGGUUGUUCAUUGGUAACGUUCCAAGAAGCUGGGGGGAGGAAGAUAUGAAAAAGGUUGUAACCAAGGUUGGGCCUGGUGUUAUUACUGUGGAGCUACUAAAGGACCCACAAAACUCUAGCCGAAAUCGUGGUUUUGCAUUCAUUGAGUAUUACAAUCAUGCAUGUGCUGAAUAUUCCAGAGAAAAGAUGUCUGAUUCGAGCUUUAAACUUGAUGAAAAUGCCCCAACAGUGAGCUGGGCAGACCCGAAGAAUGUAGAAUCUUCGGCUUCCUCUCUGGUUAAAGCCGUCUAUGUGAAGAAUCUACCCAAAAAUGUUACCCAGGAUCAGCUGAGAAAGUCGUUUGAGCAUCAUGGGAAGAUCACAAAGGUGGUUCUUCCUCCUGCAAAACCAGGGCAUGAAAAUAGCAGAUUUGGCUUUGUUCACUUUGCUGAAAGAUCUAGUGCAAUGAAGGCUUUGAAGAAUACAGAGAAAUAUGAGAUAGAUGGUCAAGUUUUGGAGUGCUCGCUUGCUAAGCCACAGGCAGAUCAAAAGUCUUCUGGACAACCAAAUUCACAGAAGGGAGCUGUUCUUCCUUCCUAUCCCUCUCCUCUUGGAUAUGGCUUGGUUGGUGCUAACUAUGGUGCUGUUAGUGGAGGUUUAACCCAACCGCUGGUCUAUGGAAGGGGAGCUGCGCCUCCUGGCUUGGCAAUGAUACCGAUGCUUUUGCCUGAUGGAAGGAUUGGAUAUGUCCUGCAACAGCCACAACCUCAGACACCACAACCAUCGCAAAGAGGUGGCCGCAGUGGGACAACAGCAGGUUCAAGUGGUGGAAGACGUGGUGGUGAUAGAGGCCGUGGACGUAGCCGAUACAACCCUUACUGAGUAAUGAAUUCACUGUUUGACUUCUCUAGGAUGGUCUCGAGCGUGGGAUGCUCAUUUGAAAUGUAUUUGUCUGAUAUUUGAACAUGGAGAUAGUUUGUACAUCAAUGUGACAUAUAGGGAAAACAACUGAAAUGGCAAGUUGCAUCUUCUUUUUCAAAA
Molecule: messenger RNA, 2485 nt
Organism: Coffea eugenioides
Lineage: Eukaryota; Viridiplantae; Streptophyta; Magnoliopsida; Gentianales; Rubiaceae
Product: heterogeneous nuclear ribonucleoprotein Q-like
Exons: 8
Coding region: 764-2326 (520 amino acids)
Cellular component (GO): nucleus
Molecular function (GO): mRNA binding
Source: RefSeq, a predicted model, not a curated record